GACAGAGCGCGCAGCGGCUGGGGAGAGCGGCAGAUCGCAGGGCAGACGCACGGAGGGCUCCCCAGGAGGGCCCUGGCGCAGGGCAAAGUCCCUAGGACUUCCCGGUGGAACAGAGACAGGCUGCGGUCGCCAUGAGCCACCUCUUCAGUCCCCCGCUGGCCGCUCUGGCAGCCUCGCCGCUGCUGUACGUGUACAGCCCCGAGAGGCCCGGGCUGCCCCUGGCCUUCGCCCCUGCGACUGCAUUGGCCGGCCCGGGCCGCGUCGAGCCCCCGCAGAAGCCGCCCUACAGCUACAUCGCGCUUAUAGCCAUGGCGAUCCAGGACGCUCCCGAGCAGAGGGUCACACUGAACGGCAUCUACCAGUUCAUCAUGGAUCGCUUCCCGUUCUACCACGACAACCGCCAAGGCUGGCAGAACAGCAUCCGCCACAACCUGUCGCUCAACGAGUGCUUCGUGAAAGUGCCACGUGAGAAGGGGCGGCCGGGCAAGGGCAGCUACUGGACCCUGGACCCCCGCUGCUUGGACAUGUUUGAGAACGGCAAUUACAGGCGCAGGAAGAGGAAGCCCAAACCCGCCGCGGGUUCCCCAGAGGCCAAGCGCACCCGGGUCGAGCCGCGGGAAUCUGAGGUGGGCUGCGACGUAGGGUCACCGAACCUGGCCACUGCACGCCCGAUGCACGAGCCGGAUCGCUCCCAGUCCCCGGCGGCGGGAGGCACCGCGCGGUCGGCGCUCCUUCCCUGGCCUGGCCCUGAGCUCCGGGACCCCGACGCGGACCGCACAAUCCAGGACGCAGGAGCAGUGGCGAGCGGCCAGCUGGAGCGCCCGGUACACUACCCGGUACACCACCUGGGGUCCUCUCUGCGCCCCGCCCCCAGCGGCUCCCCCAAAGGUUCCAAGUCAAAGAGUUUCAGCAUCGACAGCAUCUUGGCCGUGAGGCCAAAGCCGGCUUCAGGGGCUGAAGCACCGGGGAUCUCUAAGCCCCUGCCUGGCGCGCUGGGCUCCUCUCUGCUGACCGCCUCCUCCGGCCUACCGCCUCCCUUCAACGCUUCGCUGGUGUUCGACCCGCACGUCCAGGGAGGCUUUUCCCAGCUGGGGAUUCCUUUCCUUUCUUAUUUUCCUCUGCAGGUUCCCGAGGCCACGGUGCUUCGCUUCCACUAAGGCGGAUUAGCAGCUGCUUUCCCGCCCUGCGAUCCCCCACCUCCAGCGAGCCAAUGCCUGUGGGCGAAGUCGCCCUGGUCUCUGCCCUGGCAGAGAUUGUGGGUUUGGAGCUGCGGGCCAAACUCGGUGCACUGAGAGGCCACGUCCAUCUGCUUUCUCCGAUUCUGACUGAACCAUACACCGGUAGCUUUGCAGAUUUAAAAGACCGGUCCUAGAGGACGUGUUUGCCGCACUCUCAGCGCCUACAGCCCCUCAUUGGCCUCGGCGGCGGCGGCGUUGUACAGUGACCCACCACAAGUUCCCGCUAGGAGCUGAGUCUCCUGCUGACCCCGAGGGCAGGACUUACAGAUAGAGCGACGACUCUAUGUGGAGGGUCAACUGGACCACAGACCGCUCAGCGUCUCCGCGUUGCACAGGCCUCGGCUUUGACAUCUUGGGAUGGGGGGGGAGCUUGCAGCUAGGGCGCUGGAGAUGAUCCGUGGUCCUCCGAAGUGUCUGGGAGAGAUGCAGGCCUGGUUAACGUUUACAACCAAGGUUGAGCAAAAGCAGGCAGAGCGGAAAUGCCCAAUAUGAAUAGAUAAACCUUCUUCCAGACAGGGAAAGACUCAUUUAUUCUGGGCUUAUAAACCAGGCUCCCCUUGCUAUAGUUAGUAGCUUCUUUUCAGGCACCCCGUGUGUGGCUCCCCCACCACCACCCCAACUUUAAGGUGGCACAGUGAUGCAUUCCACGGCAUAGCCCUCUAUUGGCUUCUGCUUUUCUUUUUCUUUUUUCUGUGUGGAGGGACUAUGCCUCAAGGACAAAAUGUUUUUAUUUCCGUAGCUUUUCAAGAUCUACCUUUCUCUCCCCAUGAGACAUACUUUCCAGAAUCACAGAGUGAAGGACUCCAUGUAAUCAGAGAGGCCAGGGAGCAAGCCCACUCCUGAGUGUGGGACACAGCCUCCAGGCUCGAUAGGACUCUCUUCAGACAUAGCCUGUGGAACCCCAAGUCUGUGUUCCCUCCACACCCCUCCAGGGGAAUCUGGAUCUCGACAUUAUAUAAACACAUAAGAGGUGACCAGAGCGCGGGGGGGGGGGGGUAUCAACAAAGAGCUGACUAAGGCAAGCGAGUUAGUUGGUUACAGUUCAGUCCUGCUUCCAACUUUGGGGAAACCGCUCAGGCCUUUGUGGUGCCCCUGUUUGACCUUUUGGUGGGCUCUGCAACUCAGCUUCCGGAGGAAGGAAAAUGCUGGUCCUUGAGGCAAGAAAGGGCCAAACAUGAAUUCUAGAGCAUAGGCCUACAGUGAAGUCUCCCAACAACUGAGGUGUGCCCCCUCACACCUGUAAUCUCAGUACUCACAAGACGGAGGCAGGAGGAUUGCUGUGAGUUUAAGGCUAGCUUGUACCACAGAGUUAGACCUGUCUCUGACCGACCGGAGGAACAAAAUCCAAAACAACCACCUCCCAGGGCUUGGGCAAAAGUGCUUAAGAACUCUCAAGUCCCCUGCUGGUCAGCGUUGGGAAAGCAUUUUGGGCCGCUGUGAUAAUUCGGUCUCAUAGCCCAACCCAGGUCCCACCAGGUCAGUGGGGAGAGAGGACUGGACAGGGCCCUCUCUGAAGGUCAUUGCUCAGACUCCCUGGUGGAUCCAGGUGGCUAUGACUGAGCGGAGUGCAGCCGGAAGGCCGCCAUUGGAUGCCUCCCAUGUGUUCAGACUCUGAAUAAAGGUUUUUUUUUUUUCAUUAACCUCUCACUGACUGGUUCAGAGGAUCAUGAGGAGAUAAACAUGCAAUAUAACAGGAGAGAGAGAGCUCGAGAUUAUACCCGGGAACCCAGUCAGCAUCUUUGGCUGUACUGGGCACUCUUAGUUUUUCUUUCCAUUCUUGUGUUUGACAUGCUGUCUUGUGUGUGUUUGUUGAUUCGUGACAACUGACUUUUGAAGAAACCGCCGGUUUAACGCCCGCUGUUCUCAGAAGGCAGCAUUUUAGGCUUAUAACCCAAGAAGCCUUUGUAAGGCCAUCAUCUUUAAGGGGCAGACAGAUACAAGAGCAGGCAUCUACUUGGUGUGUUUACGCAGGAAAAGUCUAUCCAGCUUCCGCUCUCAUCAGGCACGAAAUCGCUGGAGAAUUGGACUGUGAGGAUGUUUUCUGUUCAGUCUGUGUGUUCCUCUCCUCCUGAGGAAAGGGGGGGGGGCUGGGUUCUCAAUAUCCAAGCAGUUGCUCUAAUGUCCCAUGUAUUUAAUUGGCUUAGUAGUAUAAAUGGUGAUGAUGAUGAUGAUGAUG
Rattus norvegicus (Norway rat) is the source of this 3414-nucleotide messenger RNA. RefSeq names its product forkhead box L1 (gene Foxl1). NCBI's taxonomy places the organism in Eukaryota, Metazoa, Chordata, Mammalia, Rodentia, Muridae. The record is from RefSeq and is marked validated. The transcript has a single exon. Bases 132 to 1157 code for a protein of 341 amino acids.